AUGGAGAACAAGAAGAAUCUCGUAUUCAAGAAAAAUGACAAGAAUAUAAUGGUUGUCAAGUGUGUAGAUGGUUGUCCAUUUCAUAUUAGGUUUAGCAUGAGGAUUACCAAUCAAUAUUGGCAACUUGUUAGCUUAAAUGAUCGUCAUGGCUGUCAUAGGACAUCCAAAAAUAGACAAGCAAAAACGGAUUGGUUGGGUCGUCAAUUUGUGUACACCAUAAGACACACUCCUGAAAUAAAAACCAAAGGGCUGAUUGCAGAAGCUAUUAAGAAGGGGGGGUGA
Molecule: messenger RNA, 282 nt
Organism: Lathyrus sativus (Indian pea)
Lineage: Eukaryota; Viridiplantae; Streptophyta; Magnoliopsida; Fabales; Fabaceae
Source: the annotation of a GenBank genome assembly